Messenger RNA from Acomys russatus (golden spiny mouse), 931 nucleotides. RefSeq names its product class II histocompatibility antigen, M alpha chain. The coding region runs from base 82 to 870 and encodes 262 amino acids. Gene Ontology annotation, biological process: antigen processing and presentation of exogenous peptide antigen via MHC class II; immune response; immunoglobulin production involved in immunoglobulin-mediated immune response. Lineage: Eukaryota; Metazoa; Chordata; Mammalia; Rodentia; Muridae. The record is from RefSeq and is a predicted model, not a curated record. Gene Ontology annotation, cellular component: membrane; MHC class II protein complex. Gene Ontology annotation, molecular function: MHC class II protein complex binding. The transcript is spliced from 5 exons.
GGAACGCGCUGUGGGCCUGGAAGGGAGCCGGGCACCCGGGGGCUCAGUAGCUGCAGCUCCCUUUCCUGAGGGUGUGAAGGUAUGGACCAUGAGCGGAAGGCAGGAGCCGGGCUGCUGAAGCUGCUGCGGCUUCUGUGGCUGCUGCCCCACGCCUGGGGCCAGGUGCCCGAAGCUCCCAGCCCUGUGCGGUGGGAUGGCCCGCAAAACCACACCUUCCGGCACACCGUGUUUUGCCAGGACGGGGAGCCCAGCGUAGGGCUCUCUGAGUCCUUUGAAGAGGACCAGCUCUUCACCUUCGACUUCUCCCGGAACACCAGAGUGCCCCGACUGCCUGACUUUGCUGAGUGGGCUCAGGAUCAGGGAGACGAAUCUGCCAUUUCAUUUGACAAAAACUUCUGCCAGUUUUUGACCCAGGAAGUGGGCCCACAGCUUGAAGGGCAAAUCCCAGUGUCCAGAGGCCUACCCAUGGCUGAGGUGUUCACACUGGAGCCUCUGGAGUUUGGCAAGCCCAACACGCUGGUGUGUUUCAUCAGCAACCUCUUCCCACCCACCUUGACCGUGACCUGGCAGCAUCGUGCUGUCGCUGUGGAGGGAGCCAGCCCCACGUCCAUCUCCGCCAUCGAUGGGCUCACCUUCCAGGCCUUCUCUUAUUUAAACUUCACGCCGGAACCCUUUGACCUUUACUCCUGCAUUGUGACACACGAGAUUGACCGCUACACAGCGAUUGCCUACUGGGUCCCCCAGAAUGCCCUGCCUUCCGAUCUCCUAGAGAACGUACUGUGUGGUGUGGCCUUCGGCCUGGGUGUGCUGGGCAUCAUCCUGGGCCUGGCCUUCUUCAUCCACUCGCAGAGACCUUGCUCAGGUGACUGAUUCUUCCUGGCCAGGGUGUGGAACAGCGCAGCCAGCAGGGAUGUCCAGGCAUCGCGUGCCG